UAACUUGGCUGUGGUUUGAGAGGAGGGGACCAGGCGGACAAACCGAUUUAUAUUUAGACCACCGGGGAGACAAGGAUAACAUUUCAGGCUGUGGACAGCCCGAUCCUGAUUGUAUCUCACUAAAUAGUCUCCUGAUUGGAAAGUUUAAGCCACAGAGAAGGCGAGGGACCUGAGAGUGUAGGCUGAAUUCUGGAUACGUUCUUGUCUCUCUCUCUCUCUCUCAUUGUCUCCUUCCUCUCUCGGAUCUGGUCGGAUCCAGUCUUGGUGAAGUGGGCUUCUUGGUGCGAGAUAAUCAGCAGGUGAUGUGAGUUAAUGAGGCGGAGAUGCGGGGGGACAAACUCAGACGCGCUCCUGUCCGACGGCAGGUGCUCAACAAGUGAGCGAGAGGAGGACACAACAGGAGACAGAGUAAAGGAAGUACGGGAGCCGAGGAGUGGAUAGCGACUGGUAAAGGAAGGAGAUAACAGCCGAACUACUCCUCAGAGCCUCGCUAUGGACACCGGGCAGAACACACAAGUCACCGAUAUGGGAGGGGAGCACUCCGCCGGGGUUUGCCUGGUGGAGAGGGACCGGGAGAGGGGCGACGUGUCCAGCCCAAGUCCACCCGCCAAGCAGCGCUCUUUGCGGGUAGUGUACGUCCUGAACGACGGGCUGAAGGCGGUGAUGGCCAGCAGCCCAGAGUCCGGGGCUCUGCAGUGUUUGCAGAGAGCCUGCGACUCUGAGAGUGCCCUGCUGACUACCGUGACCUUUGGACGGCUCGACUUUGGAGAAACAUCCGUGCUGGAUAGUUUCUACGAUGCAGACAUCGCUGUUGUGGAUAUGAGUGAUGUGUUCCGACAGCCCUCCCUGUUUUACCACCUGGGUGUGAGGGAGAGCUUUGACAUGGCGAACAACGUCAUCCUAUACCACGACACCGACCCUGACACGGCCCAGUCACUGAAGGACAUGGUGGCACAGAAGAACACAAAGGCCUCUCGUCCUCCAGCAAUAGGUUUUCCCUGGGUUCAGUUGCCCCCAGAGUACAGAGGCUCUGGAUUGCGCAAUAAAGCAUCCAGUGGUAACUACUACUUCAUCCCUUACAUAGUGACCCCAAACCAUGAGUACAUGUGCUGUGAAAGCGACGCCCAGCGCAGGGCGAGUGAAUACAUGCAGCCCAGCUGGGAUAACCUUCUGGGACCGCUCUGCGUCCCUCUGACUGACCGUUUCACCAGCCUGCUGAAGGACAUCCAUGUCACAUCCUGUGCUUCCUUUAAGGACACCCUGCUAAAUGACAUCAGGAAAGCCAGAGAGAAGUACCAGGGAGAGGAGCUGGCCAAGGAGCUGUCCAGAAUUAAACUACGAAUCGACAACACAGAGGUCCUCACCCAGGACAUUGUCAUGAACCUGCUGUUUUCUUACAGAGACAUUCAGGAUUAUGAUGCCAUGGUGAAACUGGUGCAGACUUUGGAGAUGCUGCCUACGUGUGAUCUGGCAACCCAGCCCAUGAUCCAGUUUCACUACGCCUUUGCCCUCAACAGGAGGAAUAGUCCUGGCGACAGGGAGCAGGCUCUCCGAGUGAUGCUGCAGGUGUUGCAGUCGUGUGAACAUCCAGCGCCGGACAUGUUCUGCCUCUGUGGACGGAUAUACAAGGACAUCUUUCUGGACUCAGACUGCAAAGACACAAAAAACAGAGACAAUGCUAUACAAUGGUAUAGGAAGGGUUUUGAGCUGCAGCCCACUCUCUACUCUGGGAUCAAUCUCGCAGUCCUCCUCAUAGUUGCUGGCCAACAGUUUGAGAGCUCAAUGGAACUGAGGAAGAUAGGUGUGAGGCUGAACAGUCUGCUUGGCCGUAAAGGCUCCCUGGAGAAAAUGAAUAACUACUGGGACAUAGGCCAGUUUUUCACAGUUAGCAUGCUUGCUAAUGACAUCCCCAAGGCUACUCAGGCUGCAGAGAAGCUCUUCAAACUCAAACCACCUCUCUGGUAUUUAAAGUCAGUGGUGCAGAACCUUCAGCUGAUCCAGAGGUUUAAGAAGCAGUCGGUUGAACAUUCCCCCCUCAGAGAGAGACUAAACUUCUGGAUGGACAUCAUCGUAGAGGCAACGCAGGGAACCACCAACAGACUGCGGUUUCCAGUGUUGAUUCUGGAGCCGACUAAAGUUUACCAGCCAUCCUACGUGUCCAUCAACAACGAGGCUGAAGAAAAGAACGUCUCAAUCUGGCAUGUCUCUCCUGCUGAAACUAAGGGAAUCCAUGAGUGGAAUUUCACAGCCAUGUCCAUCAAAGGCAUAAGUAUCAGUAAGUUUGACGAACGCUGCUGCUUCCUCUACGUCCACGAUAACUCAGACGACUUCCAGAUCUACUUCUCCACUGAGGAGCAGUGCGGUCGGUUCUGCUCCAUGGUGAAGGAGAUGAUAACAGACGGGACGGGGAACGCUGUGGAGCUGGAGGGAGAGGGAGACGGAGAUACACUGGAGUAUGAGUACGACACAGAUGAGACAGGGGACAGGGUGGUGCUGGGAAGGGGCACGUACGGAGUGGUGUAUGCUGGGAGAGACCUCAGCAACCAGGUCCGAAUCGCCAUCAAAGAAAUCCCUGAAAAAGACAGCAGAUACUCCCAGCCCCUUCAUGAAGAGAUCGCCCUUCACAAGUACCUGAAGCACAGGAACAUCGUUCAGUAUUUGGGCUCCAUUUCUGAGAACGGAUACAUCAAGAUCUUCAUGGAACAAGUUCCUGGAGGAAGCUUGUCUGCUCUACUGAGGUCUAAAUGGGGACCACUGAAAGAGGCAACCAUAAUAUUCUACACCCGCCAGAUCCUGGAGGGCCUGCGAUACCUGCAUGAGAACCAGAUCGUACACCGAGAUAUCAAGGGUGACAAUGUCUUGGUGAAUACCUACAGUGGCGUCCUGAAGAUCUCUGACUUUGGUACCUCCAAACGGCUGGCCGGAGUCAACCCCUGUACAGAGACAUUCACAGGCACUCUGCAGUACAUGGCUCCAGAAAUCAUUGAUAAAGGCCCUCGAGGAUAUGGAGCCCCAGCUGACAUCUGGUCCCUAGGGUGCACCAUUAUAGAAAUGGCCACUGGGAAGCCGCCAUUUCACGAGUUGGGAGAACCACAGGCAGCAAUGUUUAAGGUGGGCAUGUUUAAGAUCCACCCAGAGAUCCCGGAGUCGUUGUCUUUGGAGGCCAAGUCGUUCAUCCUGCGCUGCUUUGAGCCGGAUCCUCACAAAAGAGCCAUCGCCUCAGACCUCCUCAGAGACACUUUUGUAAGGCAAACAACGAAAGGAAAGAAGAGCAAGAUCGCCUUCAAACCGUCAGACUACAUCCACAAUGUUUCCCUGCCGGUGCAACUGCAGUGCGAGGCCGCUGGAAGCAGCAGCAGUGAACAUGGCUCUGUGAGCCCUGACUGCGAUUCCAAACACGAUGUUUUCUUCCAAAAGAAGAAAGACUCUGGCUCUGAAAAUCUGCUCAAACCCCCCAACUCCAACUACCUGAGUGUUCCAGAUGAAGGCUCGGUAUCUGAGGACCGCAGCGCCCCCCCUUCCCCUGAGGACAGAGACGGGGGUCUGUUCCUGCUGAAGAAGGACAGUGAGAGACGGGCCAUCCUGUACAAAGUCCUCAAUGAAGACCAGGAAAAGGUCAUCUCCAACCUUAGAGAGAACCACAUUCAGGGCAGUGAAGAGCUACAGCUGUCCGUAGAUCACAUCAAGCAGAUCAUCUGCAUCCUUCGAGACUUCAUCCAUUCCCCGGAGAGGCGUGUCAUGGCUGCCACAAUCUCCAAGCUUAAGCUGGACCUGGACUUCGAUUCCACCUCCAUCAACCAGAUUCAGCUAGUGCUCUUCGGCUUCCAAGACUCAGUCAACAAAGUCCUGAGGAAUCAUCACAUUAAACCUCACUGGAUGUUUGCCAUGGACAACAUCAUCCGUCGAGCUGUGCAGGCUGCCAUCACCAUCCUCAUACCAGAGCUGCAGACCCACCUCGGCCCGGCGUCGGAGUGUGAAGGAGCAGAGAAGGAAGAUGAAGUGGAUGAAGAGGAGGCAGAGUUCGGUCCUGUUUUGGCUCCUCACACUGAUGACUCUGGGGCGACGGCUGACCCCAUCCACUCUGCGAACAGCACACUAAACUCCGCCCACUCCCAGGAGCAUCAGCGCUCACAUCACCAACUGGGUGCACAGCUGGGGAGGCUCAAACAGGAGACCAACAGGUUGCUGGAGGAGCUGCUGCAGAAGGAGAAGGAGUACCAGCAGGUCCUGAAGGCCACGCUGCAGCAGAGAACACACGACCUGGAGCUGGUCAGAGUCCGACACAAACCUCCAGACAUCUCUCCUCCCUCCAUCUUCCACAUCCCAGCGGACCACGAGCCAGACAAGCAGCUCACCGAUUGGCUGAAAGAGCAGGGGGCAGACACUGAUACUAUAGAUCAGUUUGUAUUGGAAGAGUACACACUGAUGGACAUUCUUAAUGAUGUUACCAAAGAUGACCUCCGCUGUCUUCGUCUACGGGGUGGAGUCCUCUGCCGCAUCUGGAGGGCCAUCCAGCGGCACAGAGAGCGGGAAAGACUGAGGGUUGAUGACCAAUCAGAAGAUGAUGCAUGAUGGGAUACAUGGACUACAAGCCUGGAAAAUUCAUGUUUGCAGGAACACAUCUGCACACUACCAGCCCUGUAAUGCUGCCGCUCCUUUCCUGUCUCUCUCCUCAGUGCCUAUUCAUGUUGAAGUUUCUGCUUUAUACGUGCAGGACUAAAUGUGUUUUACUGCUCAGCUUCAUAAAGAAUCACACUCGACCAAAGCGCUUCGGUGCAGGCACUACUUUCAUGUAUGUGUAAGUGCAUUUAAAUAUGUGUGCCAUCAUCUCUAAUGUAAGGAUUCAUCAGUAUUUACCAAUUGAAUGGAAAAACUUGUCCAAAGAAUGACAAACUUAGUUUCAUUAGUCAGUGUUCUUUUAAAAUAUGCCUUGUUUUUCAGCCAAAUUUUAGAUUAAUGAAAGAAGAAAUAGCUGUGUCUGAAACUGCAUUCUACAUUCUUCUACUACACACUCAAACACUAGCCGCUACCAAGCUGCGCCGCUAAGGACUAAACUCCAUAGAGAACUGAUAACGCAAACCAUGGGGACUGUAGACAUGUCAGUACGCAACCUUUUACAUCUUUAAAAAGAAAACAACAC
Messenger RNA from Cheilinus undulatus (humphead wrasse), 5140 nucleotides. It is a transcript of the gene map3k15, whose product is annotated as mitogen-activated protein kinase kinase kinase 15. Lineage: Eukaryota; Metazoa; Chordata; Actinopteri; Labriformes; Labridae. Gene Ontology annotation, molecular function: MAP kinase kinase kinase activity; ATP binding. The coding region runs from base 493 to 4572 and encodes 1359 amino acids. The transcript is spliced from 30 exons. Gene Ontology annotation, biological process: cellular response to stress; protein phosphorylation; MAPK cascade. The record is from RefSeq and is a predicted model, not a curated record.